This is a messenger RNA of Amaranthus tricolor (Joseph's coat), 3437 nucleotides long. RefSeq lists its product as uncharacterized. Lineage: Eukaryota; Viridiplantae; Streptophyta; Magnoliopsida; Caryophyllales; Amaranthaceae. Bases 609 to 3002 code for a protein of 797 amino acids. The record is from RefSeq and is a predicted model, not a curated record. The transcript has 3 exons.
CUUAUGUUAACAUCUCUCAUUCUCAUGGCAUUUUUUUGGAAAAAGAUUCGAAGUUAACUCAAGAAGCGCACGUGUAAAAACGGCCGAGUUCAGCUGAGUUAAACUCAGAACCGAGUGAGAAAGUCUUUCUUCCAUUCUCACCUUCAUUCAUCACCAACAAAACCUUCAACAGGAGAGAGAAACACAACAAUACCAACACACAGAAGAGAGAGAAACCGAAAAUCGUUAUAAAACCUAAUUUCCCCAAAGUUUUCCGAUCACAUAAUCUCCAAUUUGAAAUCGAUUUCUUUCAUCAACAAACCCUAGAAACCAAAUACAUAAAGAAAUCAUUUUCCAUUUAUUUGGAAUGAUUUUUCCCCAUUUUGAAUGGAAACCCUAAUUAUUAUCUUUCUUCAACAUCAAUGGCGUUUUCUCCUAUUCCUCUCCUUACUUUCCGCUUCUCUCUCUUUUUCGCUGCCGGUUGAUCAUCCUUUGAUCACCUAGUUUGUUUGUUUUUUCAAUUAAACCUUCGUAACAAAAUACAGAAAUCCGCCAUCAUUUAUUUUGAUUUUUUUGUUAGCUGUAAAGUUCAAUUAGUAUUCCGUGUUUUCUUUUUUACAAUUGUCUGUAUGAUUGAGAGAGAAAUGGUAAGUUCAGAGAAUGGAGGGGUAAGAGAAAGCGGUGCGGGUUCAAUUGUUUGGGUGCGUCGACGAAACGGGUCGUGGUGGCCCGGUAAAAUAUUGGGUCCGGAUGAGCUCUCUGCAUCUCAUCUCAUGUCUCCUCGAUCUGGUACCCCUGUUAAGCUUUUGGGUAGAGAAGAUGCUAGUGUGGAUUGGUACAACCUUGAAAAAUCAAAGAGGGUAAAGGCAUUUCGAUGUGGUGAGUUUGAUGAUUGCAUUGAGAGAGCUGAAGCUUCUCUAGGUCUUCCAGCUAAAAAACGUGAAAAGUAUGCACGGCGAGAAGACGCAAUUCUUCAUGCUCUUGAACUUGAAAAACAAUUUUUUGAAAGGAAAUAUGGGAAGUAUGUUAGAACUACCGCUGCCCAAGAAAUUCCAUCAGACAUUGAGAGAAAGGACUUAGUUAAAACAUCUGGGGUUUUAGAAAAUGGUAACGGGAAAUAUGGAAGCCAUGAGUUAAGUCAACUGGACACGCCAGUUACUGUAUCGAAUUUGAUCGAGCGAAAAAGCAUUCCCCUGCACGUACUUAAUUUGGAAGGUGGAGCUCAACAGAGUUUAAAUGAGCGUGGCACUGAUUUAAGCCGUCAAAUACAGCAAUUACCUGCUUUUGGGGUUAAGGCAGUACCUACCAAUAGAAUCUUUCCCGCUUCUGCUGCUCCUGAAGAUUCCAAUAGACUUAUUGUUGAUGGUCAUGCAUAUGGUGCUUCAAGAGCUGAUCCUUGCUAUGGAAAUUCCAGUGAUUCUGAUUCUAGAAAUUUCCUUGGCAAACGGAAGCGACCACUGGAAGAAUUUGUGGAGGAGUCUCGUCCUAAAAGACAUGAUAGGCUUCAUUCCUUUGUCAAAAUCAGGCAAAAUAAUGCAGAAUUAUGUGAUAGUUCUUUGCAUCCUGUUUCUCAUAGAAAAGGGCUUCCAAUAGAUGGUGUUAACCACUCUCUGUAUUUUCCAUCUGAGUUGCAUGAGACGUUUGUCACCAAGCAAGGUGGCCAAAUGCAAAUGCCAGUAUCUCGGCUUGAGGUGCGCACUAAUUGUUCUCAGCACAGUACUUUUGCUGAAGAGACUACUUCUGGAUCAUCAGAAGAAACUGAAUCUGAUUCAUCAGAGACCCAUUCUCUAGAAGCACAAGUAGAGCCAGGGGCAAUGCUUUCAGAUGCUGAAACGUGCAUCAGACCGCAACCAAGAAAACUUGAUAGAUUGCAAAUGCAAGUGGGCCAUGGAAGUACUAGCAGUGAUGAUUCUGAUGACAUGUCGCUUGAUGAUAGGCCUCAGUUUUAUUUUCACGGUCCUAGUCCUAUGGCGGAAGUCUCUAAAUGGCAGUUGAAAGGGAAAAGAAAUGUUCGCAAUACCAACAAGAGACCACUUGACAGAUUCACUAAUGGAAUUCAUCAUGAAACAAGGGGUAGGUCAAUGCCACAGAGGGCGCCAAGUCAUAGCUUCAAUUACUAUCUUGACAACGGUUACUCCAAUGAUGAUUUAAUGGAGGACGACUUUGACCCUCAAUCACAGGGAUUCAGUAAUAGAGGUUACUUGCCAUUGCUAGCCGCAGCCAGAAGACAAAACUUUGUUGGAUCAAAUAUGAUUGAUUUGGAAGAUUUGACUUGGAGGAGGCCGUUCAGAGGAUACUGGGAAGAGAGAGGUGCAUACUUCAAUCCCCUAUUUGGUGGCCGAAAUGGGCAUGAUUUGCUGAUAGAUGUAGACUUGAAGGUCCAAGCGAACCAUCAACGCGGCGAGCAUGUACCUUGGGUGUCUCUGAUGAGCAGGUUAAACGGGAAGGCAAUUAUAGGCCACCCUAUCCAAAUAGAAACCCUUGAAGAAGGGUCAACAGAUAUUUUGGUAUCGACUAGUGAUGCCUUUGGUAAUGUAAGAUAUGACAGCGAUAGAAGCAAAGCUCCCCCAGCUUGGAGGACUGCCAAGAGGACAGCCAAUUUUCGAGUGCCGCGUCCUCAACCAUCAUCUCAAAUGGAUGGUGAUGAAGAUGCUGAGAAUCAGUAUAUUCAUCAGUCUGCGAAAGUACAAUCCAAAAAGUCAUUUGCAUCAAAUUCAGUUCGCAAAGGCAUUCUGAUGAAAAAGAGGACCCAUCCGCCACAUGCAGGUAGAAAGAAGCCUUCUCGGAAAGUGAACCAAUCUUUCAACCAAAAGACAAAAACUCUGUCUUCCAUCGGCUUCAAUCAGAAGUUUCCUGUAAAGACGAAACAGAAGGAUAAAAGCUCGUUUUCAAUCGAUGGUAUGAUGAAAUCCGUGGAUAUGCGGCCCCCAACAGUAGCCUGUAUUCCUGUCAAGCUCGUCUUUAGUAGAUUACUGGAGGCUGUCGGUAGGCCACCAUCCACACCUGCAAAGCAUGGCGUCUAAAUGAACAGCAAUAAGGAGAGUAAUCUCGCAUUAGGUAUCCUGUAAAUUGUAAUGCGGAGAUGAAUAAUAUCUAUACCAUUUAAUCGUCGAUAUCUUGCUAAUUCUUUUAUGAUAGACAAUAGCAUCAAUAUACAUCACCAGCAUCUGGAGCCUAAAAGAUCAGAAAAAUGGGAUGGAAUUGAUCAUAACUUACUGUUAUAUGUAUCAAUGUAUGUAUGCUUCAGAUGCAUGACUGAUAUUAGUGAUAGUCUGAUAGAGAAGAAAACAAUUGGGCAUCUUUGUUCAGUAGGUACUUAUACUUAUACUUUGUAAUCAGUAUUUAAGGAUGUAGCUCCUUUAGUUUGACAUAAAUGUACAUUUUUAUGUAAUAGAUUUCAUGUUUUGAAGCAUACAUACCCACUUUUUUUUUUUUAAUCAGAUGACAAAUUAUUCUGU